AACGUUAUUUCUCUCUCAGACUGGAUAAAUCUCUCUCUGGAUGACAGAACUGCUCAGAAAAUGUUGUGGCUCUCAGAAGGUGGAGCCAAAGUGUCACGUAUGUCAGAGGAAGUGUGUCCUGUUCUAGACAGGCCAGAGAGAUAUGAACAUUCACCACAGGUGCUGUGUAAGGAGGGUCUUCUGGGCAGUCGUGGGUACUGGGAGGUGGUCUGCGAGGGCUGGGUGGUGAUUGGGGCAGCGUGUGAAAGCGCAGGGCGGAAAGCUAAGGAUGGCCCAUGUGGUCUGGGAGAGAAUGACCUGUCAUGGGGUGUGGGCUGGGCCGGAUCCUGCUACCACGUCUGGCACAACGGAGAGAACAUCGAAUUCCAGGCUCCCCUCUGUCCCACCAUCGGCAUCUACGCUGACCAGCCAGCUGGCAUCAUCAAAUUUUUCCUUGUUGAAGAUGGAGAGAACGGCUCCAAGGAGACCAGACAGAUUCAUCGGUUUGCAGCCAGUUUCAAGGAGAAGCUCUUCCCUGGUUUCUGGGUGGGCAGGAACUCCUACUGCUGGAUCCGAAAGAAGGAUCAGUAGGGGCGUGAAUACAUGAAGAGAGGGAGGGGUUGGAAGGAAACAGGGUAAGGGUAAUAUAAGAAAGAGGACAGGAAACUUUGAGAAAGAGUCAUUGGUAGGGAGUAAGAUACAGAAGUUAUCUAACUACAACAAAAUGAAUAAUACUGAAACCAUAAUGGAGACUUGCAUUCUAAAUCUGAAUCUGCCUGUUUCUAACCACUAGGUUGGUUCAAAAUAUAGUAUUUUAGCCAGCAAUUUAAUUGGUGUAGCAUUAAUAUUUAUACUAAUGAUUUUGAAUAGUCACUGUAUUAAUUUUAUAUUCCAUGCGAUGACAAAU
Molecule: messenger RNA, 886 nt
Organism: Sinocyclocheilus grahami
Lineage: Eukaryota; Metazoa; Chordata; Actinopteri; Cypriniformes; Cyprinidae
Product: tripartite motif-containing protein 16-like protein
Exons: 2
Coding region: 61-570 (169 amino acids)
Molecular function (GO): protein binding
Source: RefSeq, a predicted model, not a curated record